AUCUCAAUUAAACGGAAUGGCCGUCUGAUAUGUCAAAAGAAAAGCAACUAUUUUGUGAAAUAUGUGGAAAAGGCUUCAAAACAGCAAGUCAUUUGAAGAUGCAUAUGAGAAUUCAUACUGAAGAAAAACCACACUCUUGUAGGAUAUGUGGAAAAUGUUUUGCAGUAUCCAGCAGUCUGAAUGUUCAUAUACGAACUCAUACCGGAGAAAAACCAUAUUCAUGCCAAAUAUGUGGCAGAUGUUUUGUGGACAAAAGUGCUGUGAAUGCUCAUGAACGAAUUCAUACAGGAGAGAAGCCAUAUUCCUGCAAAAUAUGUGGUAAAUGUUUUACGCAAGCAUUUGGUUUGGAUCGGCAUAUCAGAGGAAUACAUACUGGUGAAAGGCCAUGCUCUUGUGAUAUAUGUGGGAAAUGUUUUUCCAAUACUGGAUAUUUGAAACGUCAUGUGCAAAUUCAUACAGGGGAAAAACCAUAUUCCUGUGAGGUAUGCGGGAAAUGUUUUUUGCGAUCCAGUGAUUUGAAGCGUCAUAUGCGAAUUCAUACGGGAGAUAAACCAUAUUCCUGUGAGAUAUGUGGAAAACGUUUUACACAAUCCAGUUAUUUGAAACGUCAUAUACAAAUUCACACAGGGAAAAAAUAUUCCUGUAAAAUAUGCGGUAAAUGCUUCACACAAUCUAGUAAGUUGAAUGCGCAUAGGAGAAUUCAUACAGGAGAGAAGCCAUAUUCUUGUGAAAUUUGUGGCAAAUGUUUAUCACAAUCAGGUAAUUUGAACACACAUAUGCGAAUCCAUUCAGGUGAUAAGCCUUAUUCUUGUGAGAUAUGUGGCAAAUGUUUUUCACAAUCAGGUAAUUUGAACACACAUAUGCGAAUCCAUCCAGGUGAUAAGCCUUAUUCUUGUGAAAUAUGUAGCAAAUGUUUCACACAAUCUAGCAACUUGAAUGAACAUAUGAAAAUUCACACUAGAUAAAACCUAAAUGUAGAGAGUGUUCCAUGGAAAAAGACAAAAUGAAAAUCUAUGUGCGAUGACAACAGCGGAAAAAAUAUGACUAAAUUCAUUCUGGAGGAUACGCAGAUGCAAGUUUGAUAUGUGUGAAUAAUGAUUUUCACUUUUCUUGUCCAUAUAAACAAAAUAUUAAAUUUUGGCAAUUGUGUCUCUGUAUCCAACUGUAUAGUAGGUAGGUUAUGUAUGUUUUGCUUCUAUAAGGUCAUUAAACUCAUUUCAUUCUAAUUGACUCACAUUUAUUAUGUUUUCGUGGUAACAACAGCACGAUUAGCUCGACGAUAUGAG
Styela clava is the source of this 1286-nucleotide messenger RNA. The record is from RefSeq and is a predicted model, not a curated record. NCBI's taxonomy places the organism in Eukaryota, Metazoa, Chordata, Ascidiacea, Stolidobranchia, Styelidae.